This is a messenger RNA of Pelodiscus sinensis (Chinese soft-shelled turtle), 2095 nucleotides long. RefSeq names its product atlastin GTPase 3 (gene ATL3). Gene Ontology annotation, molecular function: GTP binding; GTPase activity. NCBI's taxonomy places the organism in Eukaryota, Metazoa, Chordata, Testudines, Trionychidae. The record is from RefSeq and is a predicted model, not a curated record.
GCCUAGCACUAAACGUCCGUCCCUCACGGCGGGAAGAUACCGAGUAGACUGACACCGCGCAACCGAGCUCGGCUGUCCUAGCUAGGACGGAUUGCAGGAUAGCAACUGCGCAUGCGCCAUGGGGGAGGGCCGAGAAGAAGGCGUACCCCGCGCAAGCGCUUGUAGCUAGAGGCUGGACGGUUGAGCACCAGGCGUGAGCCACUGGAACAGAGAGGCGCUCGCAACGCGCAGGCGUCAACGGACGCCAGGUGGGGACGCCAUGGGGCGAGGGAAGCCUGGGCCAGUGCAGAUUGUCUUGGUGCACAAGGAAGCCCACUCCUUUGAGCUGGAUGAGAAGGCGCUGAGCCGAGUGCUGCUGCAGGAUUCCAUCCGGGACAUGGAUGUAGUGGUGGUGUCAGUAGCUGGAGCCUUCCGGAAAGGGAAAUCUUUCCUGCUGGACUUCAUGCUGCGUUACAUGUACACUCAGAAGGAAGGCAGCAUGUCCGACUGGCUGGGGCAAGAGGAUGAGCCCCUGCUGGGGUUUUCAUGGCGUGGGGGCUCAGACCCUGAGACCACUGGGAUCCAGAUCUGGAGUGAGGUGUUCACUGUUGCAAAACCAGAUGGGAAAAAGGUGGCAGUGGUUUUGAUGGACACCCAGGGUGCUUUCGACAGCCAGUCGACCGUCAAGGACUGUGCCACCAUCUUUGCGCUCAGCACCAUGACCAGCUCCAUGCAGAUCUAUAACCUGUCCCAGAACAUCCAGGAGGACGACCUGCAGCAGCUGCAGCUCUUCACAGAAUAUGGGCGCCUAGCCAUGGACGAGAUCUUCCUCAAGCCAUUCCAGACCCUGAUGUUCUUGGUCCGGGACUGGAGCUUCCCAUACGAGUACCCCUAUGGCCUGGAGGGAGGAAGGAAAUUUCUGGAGAAGCGAUUGAAGGUGAAGACCCAUCAGCAUGAGGAGAUCCAGAACGUCCGCAGGCACAUCCACUCCUGUUUCACCAUGGUCAACUGCUUCCUCCUGCCGCACCCAGGACUCAAGGUGGCUACUAGCCCCGGCUUUGAUGGGCGACUGAAAGACAUUGCGGCUGAGUUCAAGGAACAACUCCAGCAGUUCAUCCCCUUUGUGCUGGACCCUGGACAGCUGUUGGAGAAGGAGAUUAAUGGUUCCAAGGUCACUUGCCGAGGCCUGCUGGAAUAUUUCAAGGCUUAUAUCAAGAUCUACCAAGGAGAGGACCUGCCUCACCCCAAAUCCAUGCUGCAGGCCACUGCAGAAGCCAAUAACUUAGCAGCUGUGGCAUCUGCCAAGGACAUGUAUUACAACAAGAUGGAGCAGAUGUGUGGGGGCGAUAAACCCUACAUCUCUCCGGAGAUCCUGGAGGAGAAGCACCAGCAGCAUCGGGCAUCAGCCCUAGAGCAUUUCCAGAAGAUCAAGAAGAUGGGGGGGAAGGAGUUCAGCCAGCGCUAUGAGGCAGAGCUGGAGAAGGAGAUGACUGAGCUCUUUGAGCACUUUGCCAAGCACAACAAGAGCAAGAACAUCUUCAGCACCUUCCGCACUCCGGCCGUCAUCUUUAGCGCUAUCAUUGCCCUCUACAUUAGCUCGGGCCUUACUGGCUUCCUGGGGCUGGAUGUGGCUGCCCAGCUCUGCAACUGUGUGGUGGGGCUGCUGCUGAUCGCACUGCUGGCCUGGGGCUACAUCCGUUACUCAGGCCAGUACCGUGACUUGGGUGUGGUCAUUGACACCACUGCUGACUUCGUCUUGGAGCAGGCCACUUCCCGCGUGGGCAAUGCCACCCGGGCUGCUGUAGCUGACACAUCGGGUGCAAGGGCUCCAGCGGACAAGAAAACCCAGUGAAGCCUUUGUGCCAAGGCCAAGUUGGGGCAUCACAAAGUCCUGUGCUCCUGCUGCAGCUGGCUGGGUGCGGCUCCAUGCCUCCAAAUCUAGACUCUUCUCUUCUUUCAUUCUUGUUUCUUUUCCCCUUCAUCUUUUUUGCUUCCCCACCCCCUUUUUAUUUUUUUUGCACUUUAAAAAAAAGACCAACUGCAGCUUUAACCUUCUACCUGUGCCAGCCAGUGCCUUGUCACAGAGAUGGGGCAGCCGGACCCCACCAGACUUACA